Sparassis crispa is the source of this 1308-nucleotide messenger RNA. Its product is annotated as Homocysteine synthase. Gene Ontology annotation, biological process: transsulfuration. Gene Ontology annotation, molecular function: pyridoxal phosphate binding; transferase activity, transferring alkyl or aryl (other than methyl) groups. The coding region runs from base 1 to 1308 and encodes 435 amino acids. Lineage: Eukaryota; Fungi; Basidiomycota; Agaricomycetes; Polyporales; Sparassidaceae. The record is from RefSeq and is a predicted model, not a curated record. The transcript has 15 exons.
AUGGCAUCUCAGUUCUACAAGGAGCCCGAAUUUGAGACUCUACAGCUUCAUGCGGGUCAAGAGCCUGACCCGACGACGAAUGCGCGGGCCCCUCCUAUUUAUGCCACCACUAGUUUCGUGUUCAAUAACUCCCAGCACGGUGCGGAUUUGUUCGGGCUGAGGGCCCUUGGGAACAUAUACUCCCGAAUCGGAAACCCCACUCUAGAAGUGUUCGAGAAGCGUAUGGCCGCGCUCGAGGGCGGUGUAGCCGCGGUCGCCGCGUCAAGUGGUCAAGCCGCUCAGUUUAUGGCAAUAGCCACUAUUGCUGGUGCAGGCGACAAUAUUGUCUCUACAUCUUACCUGUAUGGCGGAACCUACAACCAGUUCAAAGUCUUCCUCAAGAAGUUUAACAUCGGUGUGAAGUUUGUUGAAGGCGACGCACCCGCGGACUUCGCUAAGGCUAUCGAUGAGCACACGAAAGCCAUCUACGUUGAGAGUAUUGGAAAUCCGAAGUACAACGUAGCACCCUUACCCGAGCUUGCCGAGGUCGCACAUGCGCACGGUAUCCCCCUGGUCGUCGACAAUACGUUUGGAAUGGGGGGUUACCUCGUCCGACCGAUUGAGCACGGUGCAGAUAUCGUCGUACACAGCGCCACAAAAUGGAUUGGUGGUCACGGUACCACGAUCGCAGGGGUGGUCGUCGACUCUGGAAAAUUCGACUGGGCGCGUUCCGGCAAAUUCCCCUCCUUCACGGAGCCCUCGGAGGGCUACCACGGCUUGAAGUUCACCGAGUCAUUCGGACCCCUCGCGUUCGCGAUCAAAUGCCGAGUCGAGGUGCUGCGUGACCUCGGUUCGACGCUGAAUCCGUUUGCCGCAUUCCUCUUGCUGCAAGGCCUCGAGACUCUCAGUCUUCGUGGCCAGAGGCAUUCGGAAAAUGCCCUCCUCUUGGCAGAAUGGCUUGAGCAGCACCCGAAAGUUGCUUGGGUCUCCUACCUCGGUCUCGAGUCUCAUCCCUCUCACAAGAUUGCGAAGCGCCUCCUGCGACCCAACACAUACGGGGGUGUCCUGAGUUUCGGCGUGAAGGGUGACGCGAAGGUUGGCAGCACAGUCGUCGACAACCUCAAGCUAGCGAGUAACCUAGCCAACGUCGGUGAUGCGAAGACCCUGGUCAUUCACCCUGCUUCUACGACGCACCAGCAGCUCACCAACGAGGAGCAGCUCGCGUCGGGUGUCACUCCCGACCUUAUUCGCGUGUCAGUUGGGAUUGAGAACAUCAGUGAUAUCAUUGCCGACUUCUCCGAAGCAUUGAAGCACGCACCUGCUCAGUAA